GUUGGCUCAAGUAUCCAACACAGGACAGGGACGACUGAGGAACCAUGAGAGGAGUCAGGCUCCUUUUAGAAUGGGCGCUACCAUGGCUCAUUCUAAGUCUUGGACUAUCUGCAGUCUCCUCUGUACAAGUUCAAAAAGUGGGAGAAAUGGCAGUGAUUAAAGAAGUGAGAGGUUCCCACAUCAACCAGUUCUGCAGCACAUGGGGGAACUUCCUUUACAAGACUUUUGAUGGGGCUUUCUUCCACCUUCCCUCCACCUGUAACUACAUCUUUACAUCCCAGUGUAAGGGCAGCUAUGAGAGUUUCAAUAUUCAGCUCCAGCGACAGGAAGUGGACGGGGAAGUCUCCAUCACCAGAAUUCUGAUGAAACUGAAUGGGAUUGUGGUGGAGUUUGCCAACACUUCGGUUAUGGUCAUGAAUAAACCUGUCUCCAUACCAUUCAGUGAGGGUGGCAUUUCAAUUGAGGAAACCAUGUCCUAUAUUAAAGUUGAGGCUAAGUUGGGACUGACAUUCAUGUGGAAUCAAAUGGACUCUGUCUGGGUGGAGCUGGAUGCCAAAUUCAAGAAUCAAACUUGCGGCCUGUGUGGAGACUUCAAUGAAAUCAAGCUUUCUGAUGAGUUUGUCCAGUCAGAGGCUUCCAUAAGUCCUGAAGAAUAUGCGAUGAACUGGAAAGUUGAUAGUCCCACUGAAACUUGCAAAGUGGUUUCUUCCCAGGCUAACAACAAUUGUUCAGAUGGGAACAAACGCUGCGAGAAGUUGCUGUCAGGACCUGAAUUUAAAAGCUGUCGCAAACUAAUUGACUCUGAGUCCUUCAUGAAAGCCUGUGUGGAAGACUUCUGUUACUGCAACAGCAACAGCAGUUCAUGCUUAUGUUCGACUGUGUCUGAGUACGCCCGACAGUGCGCCCAUGCAGGUGGACACCCAAAGCAGUGGAAGACAAAACAAUUGUGUGAAAAAACAUGCCCUUUCAACAUGGAGUAUAAGGAGUGUGGUAGUCCCUGCAUUGAUACCUGCAAAUACCGGCAGAAAAGUCAGCUGUGUGAUGAGCACUGCAUCGACGGAUGCUUCUGUCCUUCUGGUACAAUCCUUGAUGAUAUCUCAGAAAGUGGAUGUGUUCCUGUUGAGCAGUGCCCAUGUUUCCACGAAGGCGAGACGUAUAAUACUGGGGAAUCAAUCAUAAUGCCCUGUAAAAACUGCACCUGUUCAAAGGGUGAGUGGAGCUGUAUAGAUGCAAACUGUCCUGCUGUCUGUUCCAUCAGAGGAGGCUCUCACUUCUCCACCUAUGAUUAUAAGACAUACAAUUUCCAUGGAAAAUGUUCCUAUAUUUUGUCCAAGAUUGAAGACAAUGCUUUUACUGUGCUUGGUGAUUUCGACAAAUGUGAAAGGUCUGAAAAAUCAACUUGUCUGUCUGCCGUCACUCUGCUGUAUCAAAAUCACACGAUAAUUGAAGUUAAAGACAAAAAUGAAGUCUCAUAUAACCAACGGGUCUUUGAACUUCCUUUUUUCCUGGAUGACAUUAAAAUCUUCCGUCCUUCUACAUUCUUUACCAUAAUCCACACAAACUUUGGGCUUGAUCUCGAGAUUCAGGUCGUACCAAUUAUGCAGCUCUACAUCAGAGCCGAUGUCUCAUUGAAGAGUAAAGUUAUGGGUCUUUGUGGAGAUUUCAAUGAUAACUCAGCAGAUGACUUCAAAACUACAAGUGGACUUCCUGAAAGAACACCAGAGGCAUUUGCCAACACAUGGCGAACCAAAUUAAAUUGUCCAGAUGUGAAAAAUGACCUUGCAGACCCCUGCACUUUAAGCAUUGACAAGAACACAUAUGCAAAAACCUGGUGCUCCCUCCUGACAGACACAACAGGGAUUUUUUCACAUUGCCAUUCUAAAAUAGACCCAGAAGAGUACUAUGCUACUUGCCUUUAUGACACUUGUGCCUGUGAAAACAGCGAGGAGUGCAUGUGUGCCACCUUGUCCUCAUAUGUCCAUGCAUGUGCUGCUGAAGGUGUAUCCCUGAAAGGCUGGAGAACAGAUGUUUGCAACAAAUACACAACAUGCCCUUCGACAUUUGUGUACAAUUACAAAAUGACACACUGCGGUCGAACUUGCCGCUCUCUGAGUCAGUCGGACGUGACUUGCAAGGUUAAGGUUACCCCCGUUGACGGCUGUGGUUGUGCUAAAGGAUCUUUUCUAAAUGAGAAAGGAGUUUGUGUGUCAGCUUCAGAGUGCUCCUGUUAUGCAGGAAACAAAGUGAUACAACCUAGGGAGAAGGCCGAUGUCCAAGGACAAACAUGCACCUGCCACGCUGGAAAAUUAAGUUGUAAAGGAGAGCCAGUAGCUGAGACAUGCACCAGUCCCAUGGUUUUCUUCGAUUGCUCCAACUCCAGAGCACACUUAAAGGAAAAGGGGUCAGAGUGCCAGAGGAGCUGCGUCACAAUGGACUCUGAAUGUGUGAGUUCACAGUGUGUCUCAGGGUGUGUGUGUCCUGAUGGCCUGCUAUCAAAUGGGAAAGGAGGGUGUGUAAAGGAGGAAGACUGUCCUUGUCCCCAUGAUGGAAAAUACUAUAACCCAGAAGAAAAAAUCAAAGUGGACUGUAAUACAUGCACAUGCAAAAACAGGAAAUGGGAAUGCACAGAAAAUGACUGUGGUGCGACCUGCACCAUAUAUGGAGAGGGGCAUUAUACUACUUUUGAUAAAAAGAAAUUUGUCUUUAAGGGGGAUUGUGGCUACAUCUUCUCUCAGGAUUAUUGUGGAGACGAUGUGAAUGGUACCUUUAGGGUCCGGACCGAAAACAUCCCAUGUAUUGAAAGUGGAAGCAUUUGCUCCACCAGUAUUAAACUCUACUUGGGGAGGAAAGAAAUUGUUCUGUCAGACGAAAGUGUCAAAGUUAUCAGUCAAAGCAACGGGAUUGACAUACCUUUUAAAGUCCACACUAUGGGUAUAUAUGUCGUCAUUGAGGCAAAUAAUGGCCUUCUUCUAAUCUGGAAUAAGAAAACAACAAUCAUGAUCAAACUCAGCUCCACAUUCAAGGGCAAAGUUUGUGGCCUGUGUGGAAAUUAUGAUGGGGCUAUCAAGAAUGAUUUCACUACCAGAAGCAACGCAGUUGUAGUUAAUCCAACAGAGUUUGGAAACAGUUGGAAACUGUCAUCCUCCUGCUCAGAUGUAAACACCACACUGAACCCGUGUGCUCUGUACUCUAACAGACGUGCAUGGGCAGAGAAACACUGCAGCAUUAUCAAAAGUGAAGUGUUUUCUGCCUGCCAUGGCAAGGUGGAGCCAGAACAGUACUAUGAGGCUUGUGUGGCAGAUACGUGCGCCUGCAACACGGGAGGAGAUUGUGAGUGUUUCUGCUCAGCUGUAGGAGCAUAUGCAGAAGCAUGUAAUGAGGCUGGAGCCUGCGUGAAGUGGAGAACCCCCACCAUAUGCCCUCUGUUCUGUGACUAUUACAACCCUGAUGGAGAGUGUGAGUGGCACUACGCUCCAUGUGGAAAACCAUGCAUGAAGACAUGUAGGAAUCCUUCAGGGAAAUGUUACAAUAAACUUCCACCACUGGAAGGGUGUUAUCCAUCAUGCCCGUGGGAGCAGCCUUAUUUUGAUGAAGUUAGCAUGAAGUGUGUGUCUGAGAAAGAGUGCGGCUGCUAUGAUGAAGACGGAAACCAUUAUAAAGAUGGAGAGUCAAUACCUGCAAGUGAAAAUUGUCACAAGUGUUCUUGCUCUUCAACACAGCCGAGAUGUAUUUAUGAUGUGAAUGCUUGUACCUGUGUCUACAUGAAUAACACCUACAAAUAUGACACUACAGUCUAUGAAACACAUGAUGGAGAUGGAACCUGCAUCUCUGGUGUUUGUGGACCAAAUGGAACCAUUAUAGGAAAAAUGGUACCAUGUAUACAUACACCAACAACACCUUUUACAUUUACUACGACUGCAAGUACUACAGAGCAGCCUGUAACUACAACUAAACCUGUUCCUACAGUCACAACUCAGGCAGUAACAUCAAUUCUGACUUUUUCAACUACAAGAGUUUCCACAAGUUCUAAAACUACAACGGUGUCUUUGUCAUCGUUAAAUCCAUCUUCAACAACCUCUACAGUCACUGAAAGCCCCACAACUGAAAUAGUAUCAACCACAAUACCUUACAUAAAAACAACUAGCACUGAAAAACCCACAACUACAAACAUAAUUACACAAAAAUCUACUACACCUUAUACAGAAACCACAAUCAAAUUUACAAAAGUCUCCACAACACCUUACACAGAGACUCCUACUACAACAAUAGAGACUGAAAAAUCCACAGUCACAACAGCUCAAAUUGAAAGUACUACUACCAAUCCCGAAACAUCUACUACAGCACCCAGUGACUGCUAUAUUUGCAAAUGGUCAAAUUGGAUUAACAAUGACUAUCCUGGACACAAUAGAGAUGGAGAUUAUGAAACAUUACAAAAGAUUUCUGAUCCAGAUUUGAGUGUUUGUAGAAAACCACUAGAAAUUCAGUGUCAAGCCAAUUUUUUUAAAGAUGUGCCUUUAGAAGAUUUAAAUCAAAAUGUAACCUGCAGCCCUACAGAUGGACUAAUCUGUCAUAAUAAGGAUCAAACACCUCCAAAAUGUUAUGAUUAUGAAAUUCGGGUAAAAUGUUGCACUUACAUAUGUGGGACUAGCACAACAACAAUUCAUACAGGAAAAACUACCCCAACAAUAGAGACUGAAAAAUCCACACCAAUAAUUACAUCAAAACCUACAACACCUCAUACAGAAACUACAACUACUGGCACUCAAACAUCUGAAACUACAAACAUAAUUACAGAAACAGUCUCCACAACAACAAUUCCUGCAAAAACAACUACCCCAACAAUAGAGACUGAAAAAUCCACAGUCACAACAACUCAAAUUGAAAGUACUACUACCAAUCCCGGAAUAUCUACUACAGCACCCAGUGACUGCUAUAUUUGCAAAUGGUCAAAUUGGAUUAACAAUGACUAUCCUGGACACGAUAGAGAUGGAGAUUAUGAAACAUUACAAAAGAUUUCUGAUCCAGAUUUGAGUGUUUGUAGAAAACCACUAGAAAUUCAGUGUCGAGCCAAUUUUUUUAAAGAUGUGCCUUUAGAAGAUUUAAAUCAAAAUGUAACCUGCAGCCCUACAGAUGGACUAAUCUGUCAUAAUAAGGAUCAAACACCUCCAAAAUGUUAUGAUUAUGAAAUUCGGGUAAAAUGUUGCACUUACAUAUGUGGGACUAGCACAACAACAAUUCAUACAGGAAAAACUACCCCAACAAUAGAGACUGAAAAAUCCACACCAAUAAUUACAUCAAAACCUACAACACCUCAUACAGAAACUACAACUACUGGCACUCAAACAUCUGAAACUACAAACAUAAUUACAGAAACAGUCUCCACAACAACAAUUCCUGCAAAAACAACUACCCCAACAAUAGAGACUGAAAAAUCCACAGUCACAACAGCUCAAAUUGAAAGUACUACUACCAAUCCCGGAAUAUCUACUACAGCACCCAGUGACUGCUAUAUUUGCAAAUGGUCAAAUUGGAUUAACAAUGACUAUCCUGGACACGAUAGAGAUGGAGAUUAUGAAACAUUACAAAAGAUUUCUGAUCCAGAUUUGAGUGUUUGUAGAAAACCACUAGAAAUUCAGUGUCGAGCCAAUUUUUUUAAAGAUGUGCCUUUAGAAGAUUUAAAUCAAAAUGUAACCUGCAGCCCUACGGAUGGACUAAUCUGUCGUAAUAAGGAUCAGACACCUCCAAAAUGUUAUGAUUAUGAAAUUCGGGUAAAAUGUUGCACUUACAUAUGUGGGACUAGCACAACAACAAUUCAUACAGGAAAAACUACCCCAACAAUAGAAACUGAAAAAUCCACAGUCACAACAGCUCAAAUUGAAAGUACUACUACCAAUCCCGAAAUAUCUACUACAGCACCCAGUGACUGCUAUAUUUGCAAAUGGUCAAAUUGGAUUAACAAUGACUAUCCUGGACACAAUAGAGAUGGAGAUUAUGAAACAUUAGAAAAGAUUUCUGAUCAAGAUUUGAGUGUUUGUAGAAAACCACUAGAAAUUCAGUGUCGAGCCAAUUUUUUUAAAGAUGUGCCUUUAGAAGAUUUAAAUCAAAAUGUAACCUGCAGCCCUACAGAUGGACUAAUCUGUCAUAAUAAGGAUCAAACACCUCCAAAAUGUUAUGAUUAUGAAAUUCGGGUAAAAUGUUGCACUUACAUAUGUGGGACUAGCACAACAACAAUUCAUACAGGAAAAACUACCCCAACAAUAGAGACUGAAAAGUCCACACCAAUAAUUACUUCAAAACCUACAACACCUCAUACAGAAACUACAACUACUGGCACUCAAACAUCUGAAACUACAAACAUAAUUACAGAAACAGUCUCCACAACAACAAUUCCUGCAAAAACAACUACCCCAACAAUAGAGACUGAAAAAUCCACAGUCACAACAGCUCAAAUUGAAAGUACUACUACCAAUCCCGGAAUAUCUACUACAGCACCCAGUGACUGCUAUAUUUGCAAAUGGUCAAAUUGGAUUAACAAUGACUAUCCUGGACACGAUAGAGAUGGAGAUUAUGAAACAUUACAAAAGAUUUCUGAUCCAGAUUUGAGUGUUUGUAGAAAACCACUAGAAAUUCAGUGUCGAGCCAAUUUUUUUAAAGAUGUGCCUUUAGAAGAUUUAAAUCAAAAUGUAACCUGCAGCCCUACGGAUGGACUAAUCUGUCGUAAUAAGGAUCAGACACCUCCAAAAUGUUAUGAUUAUGAAAUUCGGGUAAAAUGUUGCACUUACAUAUGUGGGACUAGCACAACAACAAUUCAUACAGGAAAAACUACCCCAACAAUAGAGACUGAAAAGUCCACACCAAUAAUUACUUCAAAACCUACAACACCUCAUACAGAAACUACAACUACUGGCACUCAAACAUCUGAAACUACAAACAUAAUUACAGAAACAGUCUCCACAACAACAAUUCCUGCAAAAACAACUACCCCAACAAUAGAGACUGAAAAAUCCACAGUCACAACAGCUCAAAUUGAAAGUACUACUACCAAUCCCGGAAUAUCUACUACAGCACCCAGUGACUGCUAUAUUUGCAAAUGGUCAAAUUGGAUUAACAAUGACUAUCCUGGACACAAUAGAGAUGGAGAUUAUGAAACAUUACAAAAGAUUUCUGAUCCAGAUUUGAGUGUUUGUAGAAAACCACUAGAAAUUCAGUGUCGAGCCAAUUUUUUUAAAGAUGUGCCUUUAGAAGAUUUAAAUCAAAAUGUAACCUGCAGCCCUACUGAUGGACUAAUCUGUCAUAAUAAGGAUCAAACACCUCCAAAAUGUUAUGAUUAUGAAAUUCGGGUAAAAUGUUGCACUUACAUAUGUGGGACUAGCACAACAACAAUUCAUACAGAAAAAACUACCCCAACAAUAGAGACUGAAAAAUCCACAGUCACAACAGCUCAAAUUGAAAGUACUACUACCAAUCCCGAAACAUCUACUACAGCACCCAGUGACUGCUAUAUUUGCAAAUGGUCAAAUUGGAUUAACAAUGACUAUCCUGGACACAAUAGAGAUGGAGAUUAUGAAACAUUAGAAAAGAUUUCUGAUCAAGAUUUGAGUGUUUGUAGAAAACCACUAGAAAUUCAGUGUCGAGCCAAUUUUUUUAAAGAUGUGCCUUUAGAAGAUUUAAAUCAAAAUGUAACCUGCAGCCCUACAGAUGGACUAAUCUGUCAUAAUAAGGAUCAAACACCUCCAAAAUGUUAUGAUUAUGAAAUUCGGGUAAAAUGUUGCACUUACAUAUGUGGGACUAGCACAACAACAAUUCAUACAGGAAAAACUACCCCAACAAUAGAGACUGAAAAAUCCACACCAAUAAUUACAUCAAAACCUACAACACCUCAUACAGAAACUACAACUACUGGCACUCAAACAUCUGAAACUACAAACAUAAUUACAGAAACAGUCUCCACAACAACAAUUCCUGCAAAAACAACUACCCCAACAAUAGAGACUGAAAAAUCCACAGUCACAACAGCUCAAAUUGAAAGUACUACUACCAAUCCCGGAAUAUCUACUACAGCACCCAGUGACUGCUAUAUUUGCAAAUGGUCAAAUUGGAUUAACAAUGACUAUCCUGGACACAAUAGAGAUGGAGAUUAUGAAACAUUACAAAAGAUUUCUGAUCCAGAUUUGAGUGUUUGUAGAAAACCACUAGAAAUUCAGUGUCGAGCCAAUUUUUUUAAAGAUGUGCCUUUAGAAGAUUUAAAUCAAAAUGUAACCUGCAGCCCUACUGAUGGACUAAUCUGUCAUAAUAAGGAUCAAACACCUCCAAAAUGUUAUGAUUAUGAAAUUCGGGUAAAAUGUUGCACUUACAUAUGUGGGACUAGCACAACAACAAUUCAUACAGGAAAAACUACCCCAACAAUAGAGACUGAAAAAUCCACACCAAUAAUUACUUCAAAACCUACAACACCUCAUACAGAAACUACAACUACUGGCACUCAAACAUCUGAAACUACAAACAUAAUUACAGGAACAGUCUCCACAACAACAAUUCCUGCAGAAACAACUACCCUAACAAUAGAGACUGAAAAAUCCACACCAAUAAUUACAUCAAAACCUACAACACCUCAUACAGAAACUACAACUACUGGCACUCAAACAUCUGAAACUACAAACAUAAUUACAGGAACAGUCUCCACAACAACAAUUCCUGCAGAAACAACUACCCCAACAAUACAGACUGAAAAAUCCACACCAAUAAUUACAUCAAAACCUACAACACCUCAUACAGAAACUACAACUACUGGCACUCAAACAUCUGAAACUACAAACAUAAUUACCGGAACAGUCUCCACAACAACAAUUCCUGCAGAAACAACUACCCCAACAAUAGAGACUGAAAAAUCCACACCAAUAAUUACAUCAAAACCUACAACACCUCAUACAGAAACUACAACUACUGGCACUCAAACAUCUGAAACUACAAACAUAAUUACAGGAACAGUCUCCACAACAACAAUUCCUGCAGAAACAACUACCCCAACAAUACAGACUGAAAAAUCCACACCAAUAAUUACAUCAAAACCUACAACACCUCAUACAGAAACUACAACGACUGGCACUCAAACAUCUGAAACUACAAACAUAAUUACAGGAACAGUCUCCACAACAACAAUUCCUGCAGAAACAACUACCCCAACAAUACAGACUGAAAAAUCCACACCAAUAAUUACAUCAAAACCUACAACACCUCAUACAGAAACUACAACUACUGGCACUCAAACAUCUGAAACUACAAACAUAAUUACAGGAACAGUCUCCACAACAACAAUUCCUGCAGAAACAACUACCCCAACAAUAGAGACUGAAAAAUCCACACCAAUAAUUACAUCAAAACCUACAACACCUCAUACAGAAACUACAACUACUGGCACUCAAACAUCUGAAACUACAAACAUAAUUACAGGAACAGUCUCCACAACAACAAUUCCUGCAGAAACAACUACCCCAACAAUACAGACUGAAAAAUCCACACCAAUAAUUACAUCAAAACCUACAACACCUCAUACAGAAACUACAACUACUGGCACUCAAACAUCUGAAACUACAAACAUAAUUACAGGAACAGUCUCCACAACAACAAUUCCUGCAGAAACAACUACCCCAACAAUACAGACUGAAAAAUCCACACCAAUAAUUACAUCGAAACCUACAACACCUCAUACAGAAACUACAACUACUGGCACUCAAACAUCUGAAACUACAAACAUAAUUACAGGAACAGUCUCCACAACACAUUACAAAGAGACCUCAACAUUAGAGACUGAGAGAACCACAACUCCAAUUGUCAUUGAAACAUCUACAACACGUUACGUAGAAACUCCAACCUCAGGAAUUGUAGAAAAAUCUAGCACCAUCAUUACUGGAGAAACCACAAAACCAGAAAGCACUGGCAGAACAACAUUGUGCUCUUGCAAUUACAUGAAUCAGGCUUUCUCACCUGGUAGCUUCAUGUACAACAAGACUGAUGGAGUCUAUUGUUUCACUGCCUACUGCAGUUUGAACUGUAGUGUUGAAAAGCAUGCCAGACCGUGUCACCCAACAACUCCACCAAGACCUCCAGCUACCACAAAGAAAGCUGGAACUACAACACACAUUGGCACAUCAACACCUGCUAAGAUAGACUGCCCAUUUCUUACACCACCGAGAAAGGAUGGAGAAUCCUGGAGUUCAGACAAAUGCACCAAAAGCACCUGUGAGAAAGGAAAAGAGGUCACAGAACAUGUACCAUGUAAAUCAGCACCCAUACCAGUUUGUGACAACGGUUUUGAACCUAUUAAGGUUUUUGACGAAGGAGGCUGCUGUUUUCAGUACGAGUGCAAAUGUCUUUGUACAGGCUGGGGAGAUCCCCAUUACAAUACAUUUGAUGGCCAAUAUUACAGUUUCCAGCACAACUGCACAUAUGUCUUGGUCAAAGAGAUAAUUCCCAAAUACAAUUUAAAAAUUCUUAUUGACAAUGAAAAUUGUGAUCCUUCUGGAACUGUGACGUGCCCCAAAGCUUUGAUUAUAUAUUACAAAAACUAUGAAGUAACUCUUACACAGAAUAGAACCUCAAAAACUCCGAAUUUGAUAUAUGUUAAUGGAACGAAAGUGACUCCAACCUACUCAAAUAAGGACUUCAUUAUUACAAGCGCAGGAAUUCAGAUGGUUCUUAAAAUCCCAGAGAUAGAUGCCACUGUUUCAUUCACUGGGCUUCUGUUCAGUAUUGACUUGCCAUUUUCACUUUUCCACAGCAACACAGAAGGACAGUGUGGCUACUGCGACAAUAACAAGAAAAAUGACUGCAGGUUACCAAAUGGUGAAAUUCAUCCAUUAUGCUCUGAGAUGGCAUAUAACUGGCAUGUAAAGGAUAAAAAUAAACCAUACUGUGAGUCUGUGCCUACUCGACCUCCUCCAACAACAGGGCCACCGAAACCGCCAUGCAAACCUGCCCUCUGUGAAAUCAUAAACCACGAGAUGUUCAAGAACUGUCACAAAAAAAUUGCGCCCAAUUCAUAUUAUGAAGCUUGUAAAUUUGACGUUUGCCAAAUGCCAAAUUCCACUGUGGGCUGCACCAGUCUGGCGGCAUAUGCCAUGAUGUGUGCUGGGGAAUCUGAGUGUAUAGACUGGAGAAACCUGACUAAAGGAGAGUGUGGCUACAAAUGUCCAGCAAAUAAAGUAUACAAGGCCUGUGGGCCAAGUAUUGUUGAAACCUGCAAUGCAGGAUUCAAUAAUAAGCUCAAACAGCAGUGUGCAGGAGAAGAAGCUACUUGCAAUGGAUUAGUGGAGGGAUGUUUCUGCCCUGUGGGGACGAUGUUGUUUGGUUCAGGCUCUGACACCUGUGUCUCAUCCUGUUGCACUGGACCUGCUGGUGAACCUAAACAGAUUGGUGACACAUGGAAAAGUGGCUGCCAGCAAUGCAAUUGUGACAAAAGUUCUCUGAGUGUUAAGUGUGAGCCUCUAGUUUGCCCGCCACAAAAACCAAUAAAGUGCACAGAGGAUGGCGAGGUGUUGGUAAACCAAACAGUUAACUGCUGCCAGGAACUGACAUGUGAGUGUGAUAAAAAACGCUGUUCAUCACCAACACAAAAGUGUGAACUUGGCUUUGAGUUAAAUGUCAAAGUUUCCAAUGAAAGCUGCUGCCCGGUCUUCACAUGUGAACCAAAAGGUGUAUGCGUCUACAAUGAUACAGUGUACCAGCCAGGUGCAAACUUUUCCAAGAACCCAUGUGAACACUGCCUCUGCACAAACAAACAAGAUCCAAAGACUAAGCUGAACACCAUAGAGUGUCAGCAAAUACAGUGUAACGUCAUUUGUAAAAAGGGUUACGUGCAUGUGGAUCAGCCUGGAGAAUGCUGCGGAUCAUGUAAACAGACACACUGUAUUUUUGAUGUCCCUGGUUUGAACUCACCAGUAAUUCUUAAGCCUUCAGAAUCGUUUUCACCACCAAACGACAACUGCACCCAAUAUGAUUGCCAGAAGGUGAAAGAUGAAUUCAUGGUUUUCAGAAACCAAACUACAUGUCCUGCAUUUGACCCGGACAACUGUGUUCCAGGAACAGAAACAAGUGACAUGAAUGGAUGCUGCAGAACCUGUACACCUCGCUACAACUGUGAGCUUCACAAGAACACUACCAAACUGUACGUAAAGAACUGCGAGUCAGUUGAGCCGGUGGAGCUCACAUCCUGUGGGGGAUCCUGUGAAUCAUCCUCAUCUAUGUACUCAGUGGAGGCCAACAGUCUCAUGCAUUCUUGUACCUGCUGUCGAGAGAUUGCUACCAGCAAGAAAGAGGUGGAGAUGAAGUGUUCAGAUGGCAGCAAAAUUAAACAGGCAUACAUUUCAAUUGCAAAGUGUGGCUGCCAACCUGCUAAAUGUAAAGAGUGGGACAAACGUUGAUGGGACACACGAUUAAGGCCAACAAUGGAAAUUUUAACUCUUUAGGGGAAACAGAUUAAUACUUAUUUACAAACACUAUGGGUGCUUUCAUGCUUUGAAAUACGCAGCUCUGUAGAUCGAACUGAUCCAAAAUAUUUUUAAAAGCACGUGCUUAUAUGGAAAUUUUCUUUAGGGUGAAAUAGCUUUGAAUAUAUAUUCAUCUUUUGAUUAAUAGGAAAUUGCUGUAUCUGCUGUUUCAAACUUCUGUCUUUGACUCAAUAAAUUUCUAAUUCAUCAA
This is a messenger RNA of Xiphophorus maculatus (southern platyfish), 12696 nucleotides long. RefSeq names its product mucin-2-like. The transcript is spliced from 49 exons. Gene Ontology annotation, cellular component: extracellular matrix. Gene Ontology annotation, molecular function: protein binding. The coding region runs from base 45 to 12419 and encodes 4124 amino acids. The record is from RefSeq and is a predicted model, not a curated record. Lineage: Eukaryota; Metazoa; Chordata; Actinopteri; Cyprinodontiformes; Poeciliidae.